This is a messenger RNA of Anthostomella pinea, 771 nucleotides long. Lineage: Eukaryota; Fungi; Ascomycota; Sordariomycetes; Xylariales; Xylariaceae. The record is from the annotation of a GenBank genome assembly.
AUGCAGGUCAGCAAGGCCAACAUGCGGCCAGCCACGACCCUGCCCCUUGCUCGUUACUUCUCCCAGACCUCGCGCGUCGCUGAGGAGGCUAAGGACCAGGUGGUUGAGGAUGCCGCCAUCGAGUCUACCGAGGAAACCGGCUCCACCGUUAAGAGUGACACGCUGCUGGAGUCGAGCCAGACCGAGCGGGAGCGGGGCCGUGAUGGACACAGCAUCUUCAUCAGCAACAUGACUUUCGAUGCUACCGAUGUCCACCUGCGCGAGGCCUUCGGCAAGUAUGGAGACAUUACCGCCAUCAACAUUGGACGCGACGGCCGUGGACUGAGCAGAGGGUUCGGCUUCAUCACUUUCACCACUAAGGAGUCCGCCGACCGCGCUGUCGAAGAAGUACACAAGUCGUUCUGGCACGGCCGCCGUAUCAACGUCGAGCACCGCAAGCCGUCGAGCAGCGACGGCCGUAGCGAAGCACGUGGCCAGCGACCCCAGAACACGACGCCCACGAACUCGAUAUACAUCGGCAACAUCCCUUACGAGACGUCGGACGCGGACCUGAACCGUCUAUUCCGUGAGCUGGACAACGUCACGGACGUCCGCGUCGCCGUUGACCGCAACACCGGCUGGCCCCGUGGCUUCGCCCACGCCGACUUCACCGACGUCGAGAGUGCCAUCAAGGGGUACGAGAAGAUCUCGUCGACAGCUAUUGGAGGUCGCCAACUGCGCGUCGACUACUCGCAGAGGCGUACCAGCCCUGUCGGACGACCGCGCGAUUAG